AUGUGGAACAACAACAACCAAAACCAAGGCAGUUAUGGUACUCCUCCAGCUUUUCCCAGUCCCGGAGGAUUCCCCAAUGCGCAAGGCGGUUACAAUCCUGGCUACGCUCCCAAUUACGCGCCCCCUGGGCCCGGAGGCUACGCGCCCCCACCUGGACCUCCUCCAGUAGGGUUCCCCGGUGGACCCCCACCAUACCCCCCACCUCCAGGACCUCCUUCGGGCUAUGGCCCACCACCAGGGCCUCCCCCUCCUCCCGGGCAACGGGGGUUUUCUCCCCCAUCGGGCCCCCCGCCUGUUGCAAGGAGCAACUACCCUGGUCAGCAAUGGCACCAGCAGAACUCUGGCAAUGCAGGCGGCGGGUAUCCUGGUCGAUACGGUGGACCACCCCCACCGCCUCCUAGAUCUUACCCUCCGCCUGGAGGACCGCCUCCCAGGCCGCCAACGGAAACGCAAUACUACGGCCCGCAAUUCGAGGAUGCGCAUCAUCAUCGUGGACAGCCUAAUUUCCAGUACUCGCAAUGUAACGGAAAGAAGAAGGCGUUAUGCAUUGGGAUAAACUACUUCGGUCAAAGUGGCCAACUGGCGGGUUGCGUGAAUGACGUUAAGAAUAUCAAGAGGUUCCUCUGCACCCAGUUUGGCUAUCGCGAGGAUGAUAUCGUGACGCUCACGGAUGACGCGACUAACCCUAGACAAAUGCCAACUCAUGAUAACAUCAUCAACGCUAUGAGAUGGCUAGUGCGCGACGCGAAACCCAAUGACUCCCUCUUCUUCCACUAUUCCGGACAUGGUGGCCAGACGAAAGAUCUCGACGGUGACGAAGGCGAUGGCUAUGAUGAAGUUAUAUACCCUAUGGACUACGAAGCGAAUGGCCAUAUUGUUGAUGAUGAAAUGCACGCUAUCAUGGUCAGGCCCCUUCCUCCUGGUUGUCGUUUGACAGCAAUUUUCGAUUCUUGCCACUCUGGAUCUGCGCUCGAUCUUCCUUACAUCUACUCUACGGAGGGUAAGCUCAAAGAGCCCAACCUCGCUGCGGAGGCCGGUCAGGGCCUUCUCUCCGCAGUGACUUCAUACGCCAGGGGCGACAUGGGCGGCGUGUUCUCGUCGGCAAAGAGCCUCUUCCAAACGGCCACGGGCAACUCGACGAAGGCAGACAAGAUCUCCAAGGCCACAAGGACGAGCCCCGCGGAUGUCAUUUCGUGGAGUGGGUGCAAAGACUCACAGACGAGCGCGGAUACCCAGGAAGCCGGGCAGGCUACGGGGGCUAUGAGCUAUGCUUUCAUCGCUGCUCUCAGCCAGAACCCGCAGCAGAGCUAUCAGCAGCUCCUAAAUAACAUCAGAGACAUCCUUCGCGCCAAGUACAGUCAGAAGCCUCAGCUCUCGAGCUCUCAUCCCAUGGAAACUAACCUGCUGUUCAUAUGUUAA
Messenger RNA from Pleurotus ostreatus (oyster mushroom), 1419 nucleotides. Its product is annotated as Ca(2+)-dependent cysteine protease. Gene Ontology annotation, biological process: proteolysis. The coding region runs from base 1 to 1419 and encodes 472 amino acids. The record is from RefSeq and is a predicted model, not a curated record. Gene Ontology annotation, molecular function: cysteine-type endopeptidase activity. Lineage: Eukaryota; Fungi; Basidiomycota; Agaricomycetes; Agaricales; Pleurotaceae. The transcript has 24 exons.